UCAGCACCAGUGACUGUGGAAGCAGGCAGUGGCUGACAUCUUCCCUAUUCUGCUGGACCAUCCGGCCCUGGGCACAAAGCUGCUCUACAGGCACCAUGUGGAGAGCCCUGCUGUUCGCAGCCCUCCUGGCCUUCAGCCUGGCUCCCAGCAGCUUUGGUGCUGUGUGUGAGGAGCCACAGGAGCAGGUGGUACCUAGCAGGGGCCACAGCAAGGACACAGAUCCCUACCAGCUUCCCCGAUCGCUGCUUCGGAGACUCUACGACAGCUCCAUCUCCCUGGAUGCAUUGCUCAAAGUGCUGAGCAAGGCUAGUGUGGGCCCUAAGGUAUCUUCACUGCCUCAGAAACGUGACAUGCAUGAUUUCUUUGUGGGACUAAUGGGCAAGAGGAAUACUCAGUCAGACACUCCUGUGGAUGUGAACCAAGAGGACGCCACCAGUUUUGGGACCUUCAAGUAUCCCCCCAAUGUAGAAUGAGCACCCUACUUCUGGACACCAUGCUUCAUCAUGAAGAUACCUGCUGUUCUCUCUCAGCCUCAAAGUGCAUGUACCCUUUUUGCUCUUUGUCUUCCCAGCUCCUGUAAUACUGUGUGGUUUGACUCCUUCCCUGCUUUAUACCCCACUUGGAUGUAAAAACUAUAUAGUUUGCACCCCAACUUUCAAGCAGGCAGUGGCUAAAGAUUCCAUGGAGUUUCUUUCAUAUCCUAUAUAAAAAAAUUGAGGUUUCUCUCUUCAAUAAAAGAUUUCCACACAU
Molecule: messenger RNA, 750 nt
Organism: Suncus etruscus (white-toothed pygmy shrew)
Lineage: Eukaryota; Metazoa; Chordata; Mammalia; Eulipotyphla; Soricidae
Gene: TAC3
Product: tachykinin precursor 3
Exons: 7
Coding region: 96-473 (125 amino acids)
Biological process (GO): tachykinin receptor signaling pathway; positive regulation of blood pressure
Source: RefSeq, a predicted model, not a curated record